CCCGCCCCCAACUUUGGAAACGCCAACAGCGCCAAACUUUGGGUUCCCCAAAGGGAAAAUGAUGAGCGGCGAAAAGGAGCCGCAGUGGAUGAAAGUUCAUUCCGUUACAGGGGUGAUACCACGGUCCAGGCAUGGACACCGUGCAGUCGCAAUCCGGGAGCUCAUCAUUGUUUUCGGUGGUGGAAACGAAGGGAUAGCGGAGGACCUCCAUGUUUACAACACUGUCUCAAAGCAGUGGUUCCUGCCUGCGGUUAGGGGUGAUAUACCGCCCGGCUGUGCUGCCCAUGGCUUUGUCUGCGAAGGUACCCGAAUACUGGUCUUUGGUGGAAUGGUUGAGUUUGGGAAAUACACCAACAGCCUCUAUGAACUUCAGGCUAGUCGGUGGCUGUGGAAGAAGCUGAAGCCAAGGGCACCCAGAAAUGGCUCCCCGCCGUGCCCUCGUAUUGGACACAGCCUCACUCUUGUGGGUAAUAAAUGUUACCUGUUUGGAGGGCUGGCCAAUGAUAGUGAAGACCCCAACGGCAAUGUACCAAGGUACUUGGGAGACUUCUAUGAGUUGGAACUGCAGUCAGUGUCAGGGGCCAGAGGCUGGAACAUACCGGAGACAAAGGGCCGUGCUCCCUCUGCACGGGAGUCCCAUACAUCAGUUGCUUACACUGGCCUUGGUUCCCCGAAGCUCUACAUCUUUGGAGGGAUGCAAGGAAGUCGGCUAGAUGACCUCUGGCAGCUUGAUCUUGAUACAAUGGUUUGGUCAGUGCCGGAAACAAAAGGUUCCACACCACUUCCCAGAAGUCUUCAUUCAGCCAAUGUCAUCGGAAACAUGAUGUAUGUUUUUGGAGGUUGGAUUCCUGCUCCGGAGUCAGAGACACACAUUGCUUUAGGAACCGAAUGGAUCUGUACUAACUCCUUGAGUGUUCUCAGCUUAGACACUAUGAGCUGGCAGAACCUUGGCCCAGAGCAGCAGGAUGAUGAUCUAGAGUCCCAGCUGCAGAGCCAGGGACCACAGAUCGAUGAUCCAUAUGCCUGCAGGCCCAGACCCAGGGCCGGCCACUGCGCCACUAGUGUCGGCUCCAGGCUUUACAUUUGGAGCGGCCGUGAUGGAUUCCGCAAAAGCUGGAACUACCAAGUGUGCUGCAAAGACUUCUGGUACCUGGAGACAGAUCGACCAGCAACCCCAGAGCCAGUGUUACUCAUCAAAUCCACUGUCAGCAUGCUCCACGUGGCAUGGCGCCCCCUGGCUGCAGCAGACUGCUACAUCCUCCAGAUCCAGCCUGUGACCCCCCCCAGCACUGCAGUCAGUGGUUCACUCCCCAAACCAGCUGAUCCAACAGGAGAAGAUGGUCAGAAUGGAAAGGAAAAACAAUCUGCCGAAGCCACAAACCGAGACGAGAAAGCAGCUCAGGGUGCUUUGGUGCAACAGGACACUAAAGUAAAACCUUCAAAUGGCUCAGCAGACACCCAAGCACAGGGUGGGAGGACUGAUGGGAGAAACCUGGGAGCGGACUCUGACCUAAAGCGCUGCACUGCUGGACAGGAGACAUCAGCAGCAGAGCUCAGCAGCUCAGCUCAGCUCCAGCCAGACAAACAGCCUGUUUCAGCAGCCAAGACAACCGAUUUAUAUGCCCACACAGAUCAGGUUCAGCAGAAUCCAGACAGCGCUGUGUGGUUUGAUGUUGGUGUGUUCAAAACUCUCUUCUCUGAGGUCUGCCACUACUAUCUACCUGCUGAUGGUGACCAGGUGACAUCAGCCAUCAACAGCUGGGAAACAAACACUAAAGAGCGGAAGCUGCCAGGGACUCAGGACUAUCAGGGGAGGGAGAAGCAGGUGCUGGCUACAGGUCAGACAUACAGGUUCAGAGUUGCAGGCAUCAACUGCUUCGGACAGGGAGAUUUCAGCCCAGUCAGCGAGUUCAAAACCUGCCAGCCUGGCUUCCCUGGAGCCCCCUCUGCUGUCAGGAUUGCCAAGGCCACUGAUUCAGUCCACAUCACAUGGGAGGCUCCCUCAUCUCCAUCAGGCCGGAUCCUGGAGUAUUCCAUGUACAUGGCAGUGAGGAAGAGCCGCUCAUCCACUGCGGAUCGGCCGGGUCAGAUGGCGUUCAUCCGGAUAUACCGCGGCACCAAGACGUCCUGCUCGGUCAGUUCCACCCACCUGGACAACGCACACAUCGACAGCUCUGCCUCCAACCGACCGGCUGUCGUCUUCCGCAUUGCGGCAAAGAACGAGCAAGGCUAUGGCCCAGCCACGCAGAUCCGCUGGAUUCAAGAUCCGAGUAAACUGCGAGCAUCAGGAUCCAGAGCAGACAACAGUGCUGAGGCUGACCAUGAUGCUGCUGACAGCUCCAGCUGAAAAUGUUUUGGGGAAAGGGGCUGUUCACUCAGGAAGCUGACAAAUCUUGGACAUUUCCUGGUAGUUUUGUUAAUUUAUUUUUAAUGUAUUUAAUUUUUACCAUGUAAAUAGUCACAUUUUCACAGGCUGUUCAGCCACUGGGCUAAUUUAGUUAAGUGUUUUGGUAAGCAAUGAUAAAUAAUAUGAUGUACAACACACUGCAAGUAUUUUAUUUUUUUUAAAAAUGUCUUCAGUACACACGAAGACACUUUAGUGUGUACUGAACAGCCACUGAUGAUUUAAGAGAAGGAAACACAAGUGGUCCUUUCAGAGUCCUCCUGAUACAAGGUUAUGAAGUACUAAUAAAGUCAUUCAUGUAUGUUUGUAUCGUACUCAGCCAUGUGGUACUGCAAACGUUGGCAUUACAUGUCUGCAUCACCUUUGUUUUCUUUUUUUGUUCUCAUGAUUGUCAUUACAUCAUCUAUCUCACUGUAAUGUAUCUGAUUAGCAGGUUCAAAACUAAUGUACUCCUAAACUAUUUCUGACAAAUGAGCUGAGCACAGCUUCACUUUUUGAUGUGAAAGAUUGAUUUCAGUAUACUUUCAUAGCCACAGAUAACUCGUGUUGGGCGAAUCAUAUUAGUUCCCUUUAGCAGGUGCAUUAAACCUGCCACACUUCUUACUUUCGUGUUACAGAAGAACCAUAUAGAUUUUCAUCAAUCAGCCCUCAGAGUUUACUUUGAGUAAAUUGUGUUGCCUAAAUUUCAGAUUUCAGUCAGUCUGGACACAAGUUUGCUUCCUUAUAAGUCAGCAGCAAACAACAUGAGCCUUUAAUGGUUCUAAAGAGUACAUUCACGCCACUACACAGACCUCAUUUCUCUACAAGCCACAGACAGUUAUUUUAGAUGCUGGCUGAAAUUCUAAUUGGGGACAAAUAUAAUGGUAAACAGGAAACAUUUUGCACUUUUAAAGGUGUAACCAGAGAGUGCACUGAGUAUCUAAUGACAAUCAUUAGCAGCAGUGUAGUGUAUAGGGUGUAAAGGAAGACACUCAGGACACGAUGACCUGCUGUACGCUGCUGUAAAUACUGUGUGUGGGCCAGUGGAGAUGUGUCUCAGCGUGUCCAACUGUGGACUAGGACGAUGAACUUUUACUGCUUAUUCUGGGACCUAAUUGCAGUCAUGUGCAGGCUGGUCUGUAAGGCUUUGCCUGGUUUGCACAUACACAGGUGGUGAAGUAAGUAAUGUGUUGUAUGUGUGUAUAACUCAGCAGUGUUUACACAUCUGCAAUAAGAAAUAUGUUGUCAAAUAUGUGGUUGGGAUUUGCAUUAAAAUAUG
Messenger RNA from Archocentrus centrarchus (flier cichlid), 3662 nucleotides. It is a transcript of the gene hcfc2, whose product is annotated as host cell factor C2. The record is from RefSeq and is a predicted model, not a curated record. Gene Ontology annotation, cellular component: histone methyltransferase complex. The transcript has 17 exons. Gene Ontology annotation, molecular function: transcription coactivator activity; protein binding. Bases 59 to 2347 code for a protein of 762 amino acids. Gene Ontology annotation, biological process: regulation of DNA-templated transcription; chromatin remodeling. NCBI's taxonomy places the organism in Eukaryota, Metazoa, Chordata, Actinopteri, Cichliformes, Cichlidae.